Messenger RNA from Carassius gibelio (silver crucian carp), 3017 nucleotides. RefSeq names its product gastrin/cholecystokinin type B receptor. The record is from RefSeq and is a predicted model, not a curated record. Gene Ontology annotation, cellular component: membrane. Bases 163 to 1452 code for a protein of 429 amino acids. Lineage: Eukaryota; Metazoa; Chordata; Actinopteri; Cypriniformes; Cyprinidae. Gene Ontology annotation, biological process: neuropeptide signaling pathway. The transcript has a single exon. Gene Ontology annotation, molecular function: peptide binding; G protein-coupled receptor activity.
UAAGAGAUGGAUUUCAUUACCUUACUCCUUUUGGCUGAGGAUGAAUAUGCCUUGAGCUUUAGUAAUCGACUCUGGGAUGUCUGAAGCAGCCUUUGGAUUCCAACCACCACAUAUUAAAACGUCACAAAUAUCCCCUGAACCUUUACGGGAAACAAAAGGAAUAUGAAUUUCACUGCUGGCUUGCUGAAAAAAGAGCUUCUGCUCUCAAACGCCUUGCAGUCCUUGAACGCCUCUUUCCACGGUGCCGAGGACUUUGCGAAUGAUGUUUUCCUCCACCAGAGUGGAGAGCUGGAGAGACUGCUGCUGCUGACAAUCAAGGAGCCCACCACUAUCGCUCUCACCAUCAUGUAUUCAUUAUCAUUUGUGGUGGGUUUCAUUGGAAAUCUCAUGGCCAUUCGAAUGCUUACCUGCCAGAAGACUAAGAGGAUGCAGAUCAUCAGUGCCACCCGGAGUUUACUCAUCAACUUGGCGGUGUGUGAUCUGAUGGUGGUUUGCAUUUGCAUGCCCAUCACGCUCGGCCACACCAUUUACACCGCAUGGGUGUACGGAGACCUCCUGUGCCGGGCUGUUCCCUUCAUCCAGGCCGUGUCUGUCUCUGCAAGUGUCCUCAGCCUGACCGUCAUUAGCAUCAACAGAUACUACAGCGUUCACAGCCCACUCAAUUCCCUCUCGUACUUCACCCAGAAGAAGAUCUAUAUCACCAUUGUGUGCGUCUGGAUCCUCUCCUCGGCCAUUUGUGCACCUUUGCUCUUUAUGAUCAAGCUGGACGAGAUCCACUUAAUCGACAUCGCCGUGCCGAUCUGCAGAGAGCUCUGGCCACAAGCGAGACUUAAGCAGGUCUACAACGUGCUCCUUUUUGUUGCUCUCUACUGCAUCCCUGUAACCUUCAACCUAAUCAUCAGCUUUCUGACAGGCAGGAAGCUCUGGAGGGCUUCUCAACAAUUCGCAGACUUCGAUCCACACAGCCAGGUCGUGCACGCCUCACAUCUGAAGAUGCGCAAGAAGAUCGUCAAAGUGGUGGUCACCCUGGUUCUCUUAUUCGCCAUCUCCUGGCUUCCGCUUUACGUUGCAGACAUCCUGAUUGACCACGAGGUUCAUCCACCUCACUGGGUUCUGCAGACUCGGCCUUUCACGCAGUGGCUGGGCCUGACUAACUCCAGCCUCAAUCCCAUCUGCUAUUGUUUCUUAGGUGAUUUGUACCGCUCUGCCAGAGCAGUCAGGUCCAGGUAUCAUCAGAGAAUGCUUUCCGUCCUUCGAUCCUCCAGCUCUUUUAAACUGUCCAGUUUGCUUUCUCUUAAAAAGCAGAAAUCUGGCCGGCGGCAAGGUGCCGUGAGCCAGGCGUCAGUGGAGACUCUUUCUGACUGGUGUUCCAACAACAGCCAAAUGGUGUCACUCCAAAGCCUCUCAGAGAAGAUAGUGUCUUCAAGCAAUCCUGAGUUAUCCACCUUGUAGUCAGGGUGAAUAUAACCGAAAAGUAUGCAAGGCACUUAUAGGGAUAGUUCACCCAAAAACAGAUUUUGUGUUCCAUAGAAGAAAAGAAAUGAUAUGAGAUUUGAAAUAGUUUCGAACAUUUGCCUUAUGAGUCAAAAAGCAUGUGAUUCUGAUGUUUUGAUGCAAUAUAAGCAUUAUUUGUAUGCAUAACUAACUGUACACAGGUACAAUGCAUCAUCACUUAUAGUUUAUAAGAUUAGAAGUUGCUUGAUGUAAAGUGGGACUUCCUGUAAAUAAAGGACAGUUAGUUUUGUAUAUGCAUCCCUGACACAGAUUGUACAUAAAUGCCCAGUUAAGGCCUGUUCACACCAAGACAAAUGUUUGGAUGCGGAAAUUCAGUGCUAUAAAUAUUUUAAUUUGAAUUAACAGCUGUUCAGACCAAUGCGGAUAUUUGCAUGCCACUGAUGCAAUGGGGUUUUUUUUAUAGGGAGAUGUUCUAAUCUAUUUUCUGUUAAACAGCGAAAAAAACAAGCCGACCAAUGAGAUUCACACAUUUGUUCACAUACCCAGAGCCAUUGCUGUUAUAUGAAACUACUAGUCUCAUCUCUGUACUCUUGUAUUUGGUGUUGUUUGAUAAACACUAUAGAGAAUACAUGUCGUGUCGGAAAUGGAAAGUUAUUCAGCACUACUUAGAAACGAAGGUAUUUGCAUUUUUUCUAUAAGAACCAUCUACAGUUAGUGAAUUUGCCUGUCUGCUGUUUUUUAUAUUUAUUGGUCUGAACAGACAAAUCACAUUCGAAAAUAGGACAAAAUUGUCUUAUACAACAUUUGUGUUAGUAUGGACUGACCUUUACUUGCCACCAAAAAGCAGGAGAGUUGUAUUUUAAAUUGGGGGUUUUCAAACUAGGGGACCCAAAAAGACUCCACAAUUUUUUUUUUUUUUUUUUUUUUUUUUUUUACAAAAUAUAGAAUUUCAACGUUAUAUAAAGCAUACUUAUUAAACAUGUUUAACACAAUAAUCUUAAACACAUUUACUUAGUUGUAUAUUCUAAGUUUCAUUCUGCUUUCUAUUUUUUUUCUAUUGAUGGCUUAAUUAAAAACAAAUUUUCAUCAAUUAAAAUAAUUCAAAUAAAAAGUUAUGCAUCUAACUGUAGAAAAUACUGGUAGAAAAUACUGGUUAGAAAAGAAAAGUGAAGUGAAUAUCUUCUAGAUAUUUAAUCAUUUGCUUUGGCUUAAGUGCAAUGACAGUAUAAAAGUCAGUUAUUUAAUAUUUUAUAAAUUAUUCACUUAUCUGUUAUUUCACACAUUUAAUAUUUUUCUCAUUUAGUGUAAAUAUGUCAAAUUAUGAAUACAUGCCAUUAUGUUUUAGGAAGGGGGUCCUUCAAAAUCGUCAUUUUGGGGUCCUUGACUUAAAAGGUUUGAAACCCCGUUUGAAAUUAAAUUAUGUGUUUUAAAUCGAUAUUGUGUACUAUAUAAACAUAUACAUUUGCAUUCAUAAAAAUAUCAUAUUUGUUCAAGAUUUUCAAGAGUGCAUGAAUGAAAUGAAAUUCAGACAGAAUGUAUAGGUUCUAAAUGCCUUGUGAAGA